CAACUUAUUAACUUAUUCAAUACCCCUCUCUUUGUCCAAAUUCCCCCCUUCUCCUCAAUCAACCCCACCACAACCAUGUCCCUACCCAACAACCGCGCCCUCCCCAUCCUGGACCACGCCUACCAGCACCACUACGGCAUCCCCGCCAUGUGCUGCUACAACCUCGAAGGCAUCCUCGCAACCGUCCGCGCCGCCGAAAAGCUCCGCUCCCCGGCCAUGAUCCUCCUCUUCCCCUGGGCCCUGCACUACGCCGGAUCCAUCCUCGUGCACGCCGCCGCCGAAGCCGCGCGCAACGCCUCCGUCCCGAUAACCGUGCACCUGGACCACGCCCAAACACCCGAAAUAGUCCGCCAGGCAGCGGACAUAACCCCCGGUUUCGACAGCAUCAUGAUCGACAUGUCGCACUACGAGAGAGCCGAGAACCUAGCGUUGACCCGCGAACUCGUGGCAUAUUGCCACGAGCGCGGCAUCGCGACUGAAGCGGAGCCAGGGCGCAUCGAGGGCGGAGAAGACGGCAUCUCAGACACGGCUGAUCUUGAGGGCGUGUUGACGACACCUGAAGAGGCGGAGGAGUUCGUGAAUACGGGGAUUGAUUGGCUUGCCCCGGCUUUUGGGAAUGUGCAUGGGAGUUAUGGACCCCGCGGGAUUAGGUUGGAGUAUGAUCGGUUGGAGAGCAUAAGGGAGAGGGUGGGGGAUAGGGUCAGGUUGGUGUUGCAUGGGGCGGAUCCCUUUGAUAAGGGGAUUUUUGAUAGGUGUAUUGGGGCUGGGGUUAGUAAGAUUAAUAUUAAUAAGGUGUUGAAUGGGGAGUGGGUUGGUGUUAUGGGGGAGAAGGCUAGUGGGAAGGGGGUAGGGGUUAUGGGGUUGGUGGAGGAGGCGACGGAGAGGAUGGAGAAAGCGGUGGAGAGGUGUAUUGAGGUCUUGGGGUCGGGAGGGAGGUAUUGAUUGAUUUGAUUGAUUUUGUAUUGAUCUUGUUGUUGAAGUUGUGGAGUGUGUGGGGUGAUGGGUGAUGGGUGAUGGUGAGAAGUGAGUGGUGUUUCGGUUUUAUACUACUUCAUGUGGUGGUUUCCCUGUCUUGGUAUAUCAUAUAGACAUGAUGCGGUCUAGUUAUUUGAUCUACUGAUAAUCUCAAUUGAUAUAUUGCUACUAAUGACUAGUAGCGACUUCAACUGUCUUCAUGCACGGGAGAACAGAAUCUCUGUGAUACUAGCAAGGUUUUGUCUACCAGUGAACUGAAUAUAUAUUCAAGGUAGCGAAGACAGGUCUAGACCAUGAUGGCAUUUGUUAUCAUUUGCUACCAGGUGAUUCUAGGCUUCAACUACUAGUUUUUCUGUUAGUAGUUGGAUAUUCAAAUGAGGUAUUUAGAUCACUUCAAUGCCAAUUCCUUGAAUACAACGGUGUAUAUUAUAUAUACACCACUUUAUAUAAAG
Molecule: messenger RNA, 1427 nt
Organism: Aspergillus welwitschiae
Lineage: Eukaryota; Fungi; Ascomycota; Eurotiomycetes; Eurotiales; Aspergillaceae
Product: class II fructose-bisphosphate aldolase
Exons: 1
Coding region: 76-942 (288 amino acids)
Biological process (GO): carbohydrate metabolic process
Molecular function (GO): zinc ion binding; aldehyde-lyase activity
Source: RefSeq, a predicted model, not a curated record